Messenger RNA from Peronospora belbahrii, 1602 nucleotides. Lineage: Eukaryota; Oomycota; Peronosporomycetes; Peronosporales; Peronosporaceae. The record is from the annotation of a GenBank genome assembly.
AUGCCACCGCAAGAGACCACGACCGCUGCCCUGGGUCUGGGAGAGCUCGGUAUCGAGAAUAACUGCAAGGUUUUCCACAACUUGACAUACGAACAACUUGCGGACCACGAGAAGCAGUACGAUGAGGGCUCGUUCGUGGCCAACGGAACAUUUGCCGUGGAUACAGGCAAGUUCACAGGCCGCUCUCCCAAGGACAAGUUCAUUGUAAAGCAGGAACCGUCGCAGGACAAUGUCUGGUGGGGCUCAAUCAAUCAACCCACGACGGCCGCAGUGUUCGACGUACUGUACACCAAGGCGGCCAAGCACUUCAGUUCUGUGGAUCGCAUAUACGUGUUCGACGGUCAUUGUGGUGUGAAUGAGAAGUCACGCCUGAACGUGCGCAUCGUGACGGAGCUCGCGUGGCAACACCACUUUGUAACGAACAUGUUUAUCCGGCCGGAGUUUUCUAGUGUAGCGGAGAACUUUAACGCUGACUUCACGGUCAUCAACGCGUGCAACAUUGUAGACGAGGACUGGAAAGCACACGGCUUGAACUCGGAGGUGUUUGUGAUCUUUAACAUCGAGAAGCACAUGGCCAUCAUCGGCGGCACAUUCUAUGGUGGUGAGAUGAAGAAGGGUAUCUUCAGCAUGAUGAAUUACUACCUGCCGCUGAAUGGCGUCAUGGCCAUGCACGCAUCGGCCAACAUCGGCGAGGCGGGCGACACGGCCAUUUUCUUCGGCCUGUCGGGCACGGGAAAGACAACUUUGUCAGCCGACCCAAAGCGCGAGCUAAUCGGCGACGACGAGCACGGCUGGGACGGCGAUGGCGUGUUCAACUUUGAGGGUGGCUGCUACGCAAAGACCAUUGACUUGAGCAAAGAGAACGAGCCGGACAUCUUCAAUGCCAUCCGACCGAACGCCAUGCUGGAGAACGUGUGGAUCGACGCAAACAACGAGCCCGACUACUUCAACUCGAGCAAGACGGAGAACGGACGCGUGUCGUAUCCCAUCUACCACAUCCCGCACCACCAGCCACAUUCUCGUGGCAACCACCCGAACGCCGUGAUCUUUCUGACAUGUGACGCAUACGGCGUGUUGCCACCCGUGGCAAAGCUUUCUGCGGGUCAGGCACAGUACCACUUCCUGUCAGGCUACACGGCCAAGGUAGCAGGCACGGAACGCGGUAUCACGGAACCGCAGGCCACGUUCUCGACAUGCUUUGGCGCGGCGUUCAUGACGCUGCACCCGACCAAGUAUGCUGACCUGCUGAAGAAGAAGCUGCAGAAGCAUAACACACACGUUUACCUGAUCAAUACUGGCUGGACAGGUGGGGUGUACGGCGUGGGUAAGCGCAUGAAGCUACCGUUCACGCGCAAGUGCGUGGACGCAGUACUGGACGGCAGCAUCAACGAGGCGUCGUUUGUGAAAGACCCGUUGUUUGGGUUUGAGAUUCCGACAUCAGUGAAGGGCGUGCCGUCAGAGAUACUAAACCCAAAGGACUCAUGGACCGACAAGUCAGCGUUUGAUGAAACAGCACUCAAACUAGCCAAAUCAUUUAAGGAGAACUUCAAGCAGUUUAUCUUACCCGACAAUGACCUGUCGGUAUACGGCCCCAACGUGUAA